Rhododendron vialii is the source of this 2614-nucleotide messenger RNA. RefSeq names its product carbon catabolite repressor protein 4 homolog 1-like. Bases 464 to 2275 code for a protein of 603 amino acids. Gene Ontology annotation, molecular function: poly(A)-specific ribonuclease activity. Lineage: Eukaryota; Viridiplantae; Streptophyta; Magnoliopsida; Ericales; Ericaceae. The record is from RefSeq and is a predicted model, not a curated record. Gene Ontology annotation, cellular component: CCR4-NOT complex; nucleus; cytoplasm. Gene Ontology annotation, biological process: nuclear-transcribed mRNA poly(A) tail shortening. The transcript is spliced from 12 exons.
UUCAUUUCCCCUAUUAGAAAGAAAUGUGGAGACGACCCAACGACACCAAUUAGGAGCGGGCUCUCUUUACUUCCUCCCAUAUCCGUGUAAAACCCUAACACCAAUCAAUCGAUCCCCCCUCUGACUCUCUCUCUCUCUCUCUCUCUUUCCUAAAUCAACUCCCCUCUCUGUUCCUCGAUCUCCACCGAUCGAACGCUAUUGUAAUCACUCCACUAGGCAUUCGAAUCCAUCCCUACACAGCCUUGGAGAUUUUUUUUGUCUGUAUUUUGGGGCAUCCGUGGAUUUUUCUCUCAAAAUUUCUAGGGUUUUUGCGAAGGCGGUGCAAGGCUGGCGGGUGUCGAGGUAAAGUAAUGGCGGAUCCGCCGUCAGGUAUAAUAUCCAAAGCGUUGAGAUUCGGAUCAUCGUGGUUGUUCUUUCUGUGUUUACUGUUUGUAAAGUCUUCGGAAGAGAGAGAGCGGGAAGUAUGCUGAGCGUGCUGCGAGUGCACCUUCCGUCCGACAUUCCUAUUGUAGGCUGCGAACUCACGCCCUACGUGCUCCUGCGGCGUCCCGACAAGACGGUUACCACCGAGGAUGUACCCGAAUCCACUCCCCUCGAUGGCCACUUCUUGAGAUACAAGUGGUAUCGUAUUCAAAGUGAUAAGAAAGUUGCUAUCUGUAGUGUUCAUCCGUCUGAGCAAGCUACGUUGCAGUGCCUAGGAUGCGUUAAGGCCAAAAUACCUGUUGCCAAAAGUUAUCAUUGCUCUACUAAAUGUUUUUCCGAUGCGUGGCAGCAUCAUCGUGUUCUUCAUGAGCGUGCUGCUAGUGCUGUAAAUGAAAAUGGAGCUGAGGAGGAUGAGCUAUUUGGGCGCUUCAACAGUGCAGGAUCUGGAGUGGUUAAUGCAAGCUUACCUGCUUCACAAUCAAAUCCUAGCUUGUCAAACGGUGCCGCGCCUGUAUAUCCUGCAGCAGUUGCACAAAGAAGCGGUGGUGAAACAUGGUUUGAAGUCGGACGCUCAAAGACUUACACACCAACAGCUGAUGAUAUUGGCCAUGUUCUUAAGUUGGAGUGCUUUGUGGUAGAUGUGGAAACUAAGCUAGCUGUGGGACUCUCUAACACUGUUUUAACUUCGCGGGUCAUUCCCGCUCCAUCCCCUUGUCCCCGGCGAUUGAUCCCUGUCAGUGGAGUUGAUGUGAUGGGGCAUUUGGAUUCAGAUGGUCAUAUUUCAACCACAGGAACUUUUACAGUGCUCUCAUACAACAUCUUGUCUGAUGCGUAUGCUACAAGUGAAUCGUAUAGUUAUUGCCCUUCUUGGGCUCUUUCAUGGCCUUAUCGCAGGCAGAAUCUAUUAAGGGAAAUUGUAGGCUAUCGUGCUGACAUUGUUUGUCUUCAAGAGGUUCAAAGUGAUCACUUUGAGGAAUUUUUUGGCCCUGAACUGGACAAGCAUGGUUAUCAAGCUCUUUUCAAAAGAAAAACAGCAGAGGUUUUCAAUGGAAAUAUUAAUACCAUUGACGGUUGUGCAACCUUUUUCCGUAGAGAUAGGUUUUCACAUGUCAAAAAAUAUGAGGUUGAGUUUAACAAAGCUGCACAGUCGUUAACUGAUGCACUGGUUCCCAGUGUUCAGAAGAAAACUGCACUAAGUCGAUUAGUGAAGGACAAUGUUGCGCUGAUCGUGGUUCUUGAAGCAAAAUUUAUUAACCAGGUGAUUGACAACCCUGGGAAGCGCCAGCUUGUUUGUGUGGCAAAUACGCAUGUGAAUGUCCACCAAGAUUUGAAGGAUGUCAAGCUCUGGCAGGUUCAUACUCUCUUAAAAGGAUUGGAAAAAAUAGCUGCCAGUGCAAAUAUUCCAAUGUUAGUGUGUGGAGAUUUUAAUGCCAUUCCUGGAAGUGCGCCUCAUGCACUUCUUGCAAUGGGGAAGGUUGAUCCUAUGCAUCCAGAUUUAGUGGUAGAUCCUCUUGGAAUCUUGCGCCCUCUCAGCAAACUAGCACAUCAACUACCAUUGGUAAGUGCCUACUCUUCCUUUGCGAGAAUGGGGGUGGGUCUUGGCUUAGAGCAACAUCGAAGGAGAAUGGAUCCUAGUACAAAUGAACCCCUGUUUACGAACUGCACCAGAGAUUUCAUUGGUACUCUUGAUUACAUAUUCUAUUCAGCCGACUCUUUAACUGUGGAGUCCUUACUGGAGCUCUUGGACGAGGAUAGCUUGAGGAAAGACACUGCCCUUCCUUCUCCAGAAUGGUCUUCGGACCACAUAGCACUGUUAGCUGAAUUUCGCUGCAUGCCUAGAACCAGACGCUAACACACUUGAUCAGAUCGGAAGUGAGUCCUGGGUGUAAAAGUGUAGAGAAUCACUGGAGAAAGAAUUGUAAGGAUGGUAGAUCAUGUGCUCUUUAUGUUCUUUACUAGGUAUCUCCUAGCGGGAUAUCCUUGCUAUGAUCUGCUUUGUACUAUGCUCUACUUUUGUCUCAUAGAAAAGCUAUGAUUACGUUUUAUUUGAGUUUUUGCAUUUUUUUAACCCUUCCAGUAGAAUAUAUCGAGCAGUAUCUUCUGGUGCAAUAUAGGUAUAGUUCCUGUAAUUUUGAUAACUAAAAUGUGCUGUGAAGCCGGGUAGAUGAAAGAAAAUAUGGGGUUUUGUCUA